AUGGCAAAUCGAGGCUAUGAUGUGGUAGUCGGUGUCGAUGCCGAGGGAGACCUCGGGCAUACCGACCUUCAAGAGGACCUUGAGUUCCACCCAUCCAAUUUCGAAAACGACCAACGCAGCUCUAAAAUCCAACCGGACUCCGCUCCCUUCUUAGGCGGAGGCCAAUCCUCCCGCGGUGGUCGCCAUAGUCGUACUCCCAGCGCCAGCGCACCCUCCAAGCUCCGUCUGUGGUCGAUCCAUUACUACUCGCAAUUCUUCGACGUCGACACAAACGAAGUCAUCCGUCGCGGUGCAGCAGCUCUGUACCCACGGACCAACUUCCUCGAUGUUCUCGAUGGUAAUCCGGACCUGUACGGCCCCUUCUGGAUCGCAACGACCGUGGUCGUCAUCCUCUUCUUGACCGGUACGAUCUCGCAAUAUCUGUCCAACACGAGUAGGAAGCACUUUGAGUAUGAUUUCCGACUGCUCUCUGGUGCGGCUGGCUUGAUUUAUGGUUAUACUGGCGUUCUUCCUGUCGCGCUGUGGGGGUUCCUACGGUGGUCCGGUAGCACGAGCGCGGAUCUUAUCGAGGCCUGGGCGCUGUAUGGAUAUGCGAAUAUUGUCUGGAUUGCAGUUGCGCUGGUCAGUUGGAGUCCGCUGACGGCGCUCAAUUGGGCCCUUGUUGGUGUGGGAUUUGGCUGGUCUGUUUUCUUCCUUUUGAGGAAUCUGUACCCCGUCAUCAUGGCGACGGAUGCGAAGAGAAGUAAGAUCUUGCUUGUUCUGGUGGUUGUCCUUCACGCGGGGUUGGCGAUUGCGAUUAAGAUCCUGUUCUUUGCGUAA
Paecilomyces variotii is the source of this 819-nucleotide messenger RNA. RefSeq lists its product as hypothetical. Gene Ontology annotation, biological process: vesicle-mediated transport. The coding region runs from base 1 to 819 and encodes 272 amino acids. Gene Ontology annotation, cellular component: membrane; Golgi apparatus. The transcript has 3 exons. Gene Ontology annotation, molecular function: small GTPase binding. The record is from RefSeq and is a predicted model, not a curated record. Lineage: Eukaryota; Fungi; Ascomycota; Eurotiomycetes; Eurotiales; Thermoascaceae.